Microcebus murinus (gray mouse lemur) is the source of this 1512-nucleotide messenger RNA. NCBI's taxonomy places the organism in Eukaryota, Metazoa, Chordata, Mammalia, Primates, Cheirogaleidae. The record is from RefSeq and is a predicted model, not a curated record.
UGGCAUGGGAUACUGAUUUUUUUAUGAUAGUGAUAGGAAGUUUUCUGUUGAAAUAAAUUUGGCAAAUGGUAUUUUUAAAUGCAUAUAUUUAAAAAAUAAAUAUAGCAAAGAAAAAGUGAGCUAAUUUAAAGAAACAUCUUAAGUAAACAAUAUUCUGAGUGAAAGAUAGCUAGAUAGGGACAAAAAUCUUUAAAAAAAAACAUAAGAACUUCAAUCCAGGAAAGUAUUAGGUCACAGUAGUGUAUGGUUCUGUCAGUAGGAAGAAGUUAAAAGCUGUCGAUUCUGUGUGGAAUGCUCUUUGGGGGUUCCUCUUUGGAUUCUCUCUUUUGGGGAUUCUGGACUUUCUUCUGUGAAGCGUGCUGCUGAUUUCCCUGGAGAGGAGGUCGUGGAGGCGGGGCUGCCAGUCCCCACAUCUCUAGCAGACCAACCUCUUCACUGGACCAGCUGGACCCUGUACACGUGGACCCUCUCCGUGUAGACACACCUGAGUCCAGGACGACACGAGCUGCAGGGAUCCCAGCCUAGGCACGGAGCUGCCUUCUCCAGUGAGCACAAAGCCACGUUUCAAAGAAGACUGACAAAUUGUCCCCAGCUGCCAGAAGGAGAAAUCCUCACUGGACGUCUUCCUGUUUCCUGUGGUUCGUUACCUGAUUGGCUGCAGGGAUGAAAGUUUUCGAGCUGAUAGCAGGGAUGGUCCUCCUCGCCUCUGUGUUUUCCGUCUGUUCUGGACAAAAUCCAAUGACUGUGCUGUGCUCCAUAGACUGGUUCAUGGUCUCAGUAGAGCCCCUCAUGUUGAACAACGAUGUAUAUGUACACUUUCAUGAGUUGCACAUGGGUCUGGGUUGCCCUGCCAACUAUGUCCAGCCACAUGUCUACCAGUUCACCUACCGUGUUACCGAGUGUGGCAUCAGGGCUAAGGUUGUCUCCCAGGACGUGGUUAUCUACAGCACUGAGAUGCACUAUGCCUCUAAAGGCACAUCAUCCAAGUAUGUGAUCCCAGUGUCAUGCGUUGCCCCUCAAAAGUCCCCAUGGCUCACCAUGCCCUGCUCCUUGAGAGUAGCCAGCAUGAGUGGGACCCCAGCCCAGAAUGAUGAGACAUGCUACGAGGUGUUCAGCUUGUCACCACCCAGCCAAAUGGCCAACUGCGAUUGUCCGCCUUGUGUCUUUAAUGAAAGAGCGUAUCCCCAGGGUCCCCAUCAACAAGCACAGGCACAGGGGGCACAGGGGGCACAGGGGGCCCGUUCUAUGCAGCCAUCUUACUUUGUUGAUAUUUCCGAGGACUGGUGUCUUCACUCAGAUGAUCUGAUUGGUCCUAUGUGAUCCUCAGGUUUGGGGCUUCCUGAAUAUGCUAUUUCUAGAGUUAGCAAUAUAGUAUUUACAAAUAUCAGACAAAUAAAAUGCUCUUGUGGCCCUUUCAUGAGUGCUUUUGAGAAAGGGCAACCCUUGGCAACUUCAUGAAUACAUUUUUUUUUAUAUUUUUGUAUCCUUUUCUAAAGAAAAAAAUAAAAUUCU